CAAGCUGCUAGCUUGCAGCGCCUGGAAGUGUAUUGUUUCUGCUUAUCGUUACUAGUGUGUAAAAAUAAGUAGGGCAACAAUCGGCUGGAAGUUGGCUAAUACGAAGACGUUUAAAUUAGUAUUCACAUCAGUGCCAGAAUGGUCGGAUAACUACUUUUUCUACUAAAAGCUGAAAUAAAGGAGCACAGCCUCCGUUUUUCAGACGGUUCGGGUUAUUUUCUGACCGGAAAGCUAGUUUUUCGGCAGAUCAGUGCACGGUGCAGUUUAGAAAGAUGAAGAUGUUCUCAGUGGCGCACAAGACGGUCUUCGUGGUGGACCACUGUCCCUACAUGGCAGAGUCCAGCCGUCAGCAGGUGGAGUGUGAUGUCCUGACGAAGAGCCGAGCUCAAGGGGUCAUCCCUUUGGCCCCCGUGUCCAAGUCCCUGUGGACCUGUGCUGUGGAGUGCUCCAUGGAGUACUGUCGGAUCCUCUACGAUGUUUAUCCGAAGGACAAGCUGAUUAAUUACAUUGUGAGUGAUUCAGAGUUCCACAUACUGAACAGCUGGAGACGGGAAGAUCAGAGCACUCAUGAGCUCAUGUCAGCUCUGGCGGCCGUCGGCCCGCCAAAUCCCCGAGAGGACCCGGAGUGUUGCAGCAUCUUGCACGGGCUCGUCGCCGCCGUUGAGUCGCUAUGCAAGAUCACGGAGCUGCAGCACGAGAGGCGCACUGCGCUGAUGGACACAGCCGACAGAGUUGCCAACAGAGGGCGCAUCAUCUGCCUAACUAACGCUAAAAGCGAUACUCAUGUACGCAUGCUGGAAGACUGCAUCCAGGAAACCAUCAUAGAUCAAAACAAGACGGCGGCGGGCUCAGACAGGCUGAUGGCAAUCCAGCAGUGUGAGCUGGUCCUAGUUCACAUCUACCCACAGGGCGAGGACACGCUGGUGUCUGACCGACCCAAGAAAGAGAUUUCUCCUCUGCUCACCAGUGAGGUUCACAGUGUUCGAGCUGGGAGACACUUGGCCACCAAGCUCAACAUCUUGGUCCAGCAGCACUUUGACUUGGCCUCCACCACCAUCACAAACAUCCCCAUGAAGCCCACAUUAAAUGUUUGCGAACAGGAAGAGCAGCACGCCAACACGUCGGCCAACUACGACGUCGAGCUCCUGCAUCACAGAGACGCUCACCUGGAGUUCUUUAAAAGUGGAGACCUGCACAUGGCGGGCACCAGCACUCGAGAAAAUGGCCUCAAAGAGACGGUUACGCUGAAGUGGUGCACUCCACGAACCAACAGCAUAGAGCUACAUUACUGCACAGGAGCCUAUCGCAUCUCCCCCACAGACGUCAACAGCCGGCCCUCGUCGUGUUUGACGAACUUCCUCCUGAACGGUCGAUCGGUGCUGCUGGAGCAGCCGAGGAAGUCGGGCUCCAAGGUCAUCAGCCACAUGCUCAGCAGCCACGGGGGCGAGAUCUUCCUGCACGUGCUCAACAGCAACCGCUCCACCUUAGAGGACCCGCCGUCCAUCAGCGAGGGCUGCGGCGGCAGAGUGACGGACUACCGGAUCACUGAUUUUGGGGAGUUCAUGAGGGAGAACCGGUUGACGCCCGUGUCAGAGUCGUCCCACGACCCCUCGGGGAAGCUACCCGUCGACAGGGCCAAAGCUCAGCUGGAACGUCACACGCGUUACUGGCCCAUGAUCAUCUCCCAGACCACCAUCUUCAACAUGCAGGCAGUGGUUCCUUUGGCCAACCUAAUAGUGAAAGAGACUCUGACCGAUGAGGACGUUCUGACCUGCCAGAAGACCGUCUACAACCUCGUUGAAAUGGAGAGGAAGAACGACCCACUCCCCAUUUCCACGGUGGGGUCCAGAGGCAAAGGCCCCAAGAGGGACGAACAGUACCGGAUAAUGUGGAACGAGCUGGAAACAUUGGUGAAGACUCACGUCGGAGCCACGGAAAGACACCAGCGAGUGCUGGACUGCAUCGUGGCCUGCCGCAGCAAACCGGAGGAGGAGGACAGGAAGAAGAGGGGGAGAAAGAGAGAGGAGAGGGAAGACAGGCUGGAGAAGAACGGCAACAAGGAGACAGAGGACAAAAGCUGGCAAGACUCUGAAAGACUAAAGGGUUUGCUGGAUAAAGAGGAGCAGGAGUCAGAGGUGAUCAAGGACUCCCCGGACUCGCCCGAGCCGCUCAACAAGAAGCCUCGUCUCUCCACGGAGGAGGUCCAGCCUCCAGAGAGAGCCAAAGGUCCUGUCUCACUCCUCACCAUGUGGACCAACCGAAUCACUGCAGCCAACUCCAGGAAGCACCAAGAGUUUGUCGGAAGAGCGAGCUCAGUAAACAACAAGUUCGAGUUGUACCAGCACCUCAAAGACGACAAUGGGAUGGACGUUCAUGAAAACGGGAAGGCGUCCAGAUGAUGUUUCCACAGAUCUACUGGUUCACCCUUUCCGAGGGUUGAGAUUGUGGACCGCGGUGUUUUUCAGACUACCGAAAAUGUGGUAGUCAGGAAAAAAUAGACAGUGAACUCUAACGAGGAAUUUGUAAUGUUCUUUUUUUUUUUACCCAUGAUUUUGUAGAUAUGCUGUUCAUAUAUUGUGUAACACAAUAAAAGCUGCCAGUAGAGAGCAUUGCUGUUGGCUUUCACACAAAUGA
Mugil cephalus (flathead mullet) is the source of this 2634-nucleotide messenger RNA. RefSeq names its product integrator complex subunit 13 (gene ints13). Gene Ontology annotation, cellular component: integrator complex. NCBI's taxonomy places the organism in Eukaryota, Metazoa, Chordata, Actinopteri, Mugiliformes, Mugilidae. Gene Ontology annotation, biological process: regulation of mitotic cell cycle; centrosome localization. Bases 273 to 2399 code for a protein of 708 amino acids. The record is from RefSeq and is a predicted model, not a curated record. The transcript has 19 exons.